Messenger RNA from Betta splendens (Siamese fighting fish), 4829 nucleotides. Its product is annotated as chitin synthase chs-2-like. Gene Ontology annotation, molecular function: chitin synthase activity. Bases 98 to 3940 code for a protein of 1280 amino acids. Lineage: Eukaryota; Metazoa; Chordata; Actinopteri; Anabantiformes; Osphronemidae. The transcript is spliced from 22 exons. Gene Ontology annotation, cellular component: cell septum; cell periphery. The record is from RefSeq and is a predicted model, not a curated record.
CAGUUUUUGGCUACGAGCCACUUCAACGUCACAAUGAGUCAACAGGUGUAUAUAAACUAAAGCACGAGGGUCAGGACGCUCACCUGCUAAAAUCAUCAUGGAGGAUGAAAGAGAAUUUAUUAAGAAGCCGUGGGACACCUCUCGAGAGGUUCCUCACAUUGAAGAUGACCAAUCACCGUUCAAACUCAUGAAGUUACUGAAGCUCAUCACACUCACUGUCACUGCCGUGCUUGUUUUUGGAUUAGCAGUAUGUAGCAAGGCCUCGUUCCUGCUCCUCAUCACUUUGGCCAACGAAGGCACAAAGACCAUCUUAUCCGACCACAAACCUGUGGCUCUGCUGUGCAUCGGCUGCUCGCUCGUUGCCUCCAGCGUCCUUCUCCUGUUGAAAAGCGUGUGGAAGGCGUGUCAUAAAACAUCCAAGCUGCCAAAGUGUUCAACCGCUGCCCUGGUUCUGUUCUUUGAGUUCGUGGUGUCUGGAGGUGCAGCAAUUCUCACCAUUGCCGCGAUGCCGCACUUGGACAUCGUGAGCAACGUGGCCAUACUAAACAGUGUAGCCGUCAUCUCCUCGCUCUUCCAGGUGAUCGCUCAGUGCAGCGCCAACGCCAGAAACCGCUUCUUGGUGCCCAGCAUCUUCGCCUUCCUCCUCAUUCUGCUUGGAUACGUGCUGUUCCUCACCUUGUACAUCACCAAGAACCCUGCGGACACCAGGACAGUUGUGUGGGUGGGACUGGCUGUUGGCGGCUCCUUCUUUGUGUCUUUCAACUGGUGGGAAGGCUACUUCCAGCUCAUCAGCAAAAGCAGCGGUUCCGUCUUCUUCAAGAACCUGUGCCAAGACUUGACCACGUGCCAGAACGUCCUGCACAUCCUCUCCAGCGUGCUCAGGAUCCUGGUGACUGCCUGUGUGCUUGGAGCCUACGUUCCUCUGUCCAAAAUGGACUGGUUCGUCCUCAAGUCCAUCUCGCGCUUCGAGACCAAGGUCAUCGUCAUCACAGUUGGGGUCCAGCUGAUCUCGUCGGCGCUCUGCCACUGGUUUGGACUGGCAGCCUGCAAGAUGCACGCCCUGCGGCGAUGCUUCAUCCUGCCUCUGUACCUGGCCUCGCUCGCUGUUCUGGCUCUGUUUGUGAUCCCUGUCGUUGUUUACUAUGAGCAGUACAUAAAAGGUCCAAAUACCACUACAGUCAUCGACUUCGGCGGCUACUGUGAUGCAGUUGUAAAUAACAGAAACCAAAGUGUGACCGGCAGCGUGUUUCCUCAACUGGUUCUGGACGUUACACAAACCCUGUGCUUCCUCGGCCUCACGAAGGUCUUUGACAUUGGCAUCCUAACAGGGUCAUCAGCGUCCUUGUGGCUCGGUCUCGUACUGGCCACCAUCCAUCUGUGGCAGCUCAACGUGAGUCGGAUCCAGAGAACCCAAGACCUGUUCAUCCGGAGGCUGUAUGAAGGAGCCUUCAUUGAGCAGUCGCUGCUCCUCAACACCCGGUUUGACAUCCAGACCACAGGCAGGAAGAAGAGAAAUCGACCAAUUGAAACGGUGAUGGUGUAUCUGUGUGCGACCAUGUGGCACGAGACCUACGAUGAGAUGAUGAAAAUCAUUAUCUCCAUGUUUAGGUUGGACAAGUACAGACCAAAGGCAGAUCCAAAGUUCAAUGAUUUCACCUUUGAAGCUCAUAUCUACUUCGAUGACGCAUUUGAACACAUUGGAAGGAGCGAAGACGUUCAGCUCAACAAAUACGCAAAAAACCUGGUGGAAAUCAUCACAGCAGUUUAUCGGACCUUCACAAACAUGAACGGUACGCUGUUCAGAAGAAACGAGCCGAUCCCCGAUCAGAAGAUCCUGAUGACGCCGUACGGAGGCCGUCUGAUCAUCACCAUGCCGUCUGGGAACAACAUCGUAAUCCACUUCAAGAACAAAGACCUCAUCCGUCACAAGAAGAGAUGGUCUCAGGUCAUGUACCUUUAUUACCUUCUGGGCUUUAAACUCAUGACCAAAUUUUACGAACGCUGGCAGAAAGGAGAGACCGAGGUCGACAUCAGACCCCACAUCAAGAAAGACAAGCAGAACACCUACAUCCUGGCUUUAGAUGGAGACACAGACUUCCAGCCGUCGUCUGUUAUGCUCCUCAUCGACCGUCUCAGAAUGUACCCACGUGUUGGGGCAGCAUGCGGCCGGAUCCACCCCACUGGAUCAGGUCCUACAGUGUGGUUCCAGAAGUUCGAGUACGCCGUGAGUCACUGGCUGCAGAAGACGGCGGAGCACGUGCUCGGCUGUGUGCUCUGCAGCCCCGGAUGCUUCAGUCUCUUCAGAGCAGCAGCUCUGAUGGACGACAACGUGAUGAAAACAUACGCCACCAAAUCCACAGAGGCCAGCCACUUUAUCCAGUACGACCAAGGAGAAGACCGCUGGCUCUGCACGCUGCUGCUGAAGCGGGGCUGGAGAGUGGAGUACAACGCUGCCUCGGACGCCUACACCAACGCACCUGAGGACUUCAAGGAGCUCUUCAACCAACGGCGGCGAUGGGGACCUUCUACGUUGGGCAACAUUGUGGAUCUGCUGGGUGACACCAACUCCAUUUCCAGGAGGAACACGUCCGUGUCCAAACUCUACAUGUUGUAUCAACUCUUUAACAUCCUCUCAUCAAUCCUGUCGCCUGCCACCAUCUGCCUCUUGAUUGCAGGAAGUCUGAACUUCAUCUUUUCACUUAAUUCUAUUGGUGCCCUGGUCCUCGCUGUGAUUCCUCCUGCUAUUUACUUGGGUCUCUGCUUUAAGCUCAAGGCAAACACUCAGAUCCUCAUUGCAGGAAUACUGAGUGUCAUGUACGCGUUCCUCAUGUUGGUGGUGACGUUGUCCAUCAUCGGUUCGAUGGUGGAGCAGCAAACCAUCCUGACUCCUGCCAGCAUGUUUGUCAUUGUGAUAGCAGGGAUCUACAUAGUCACUGCUUUACUGCAUCCCCAAGAAUUCCGUCUGCUGUUCUACGGUGUGCUCUACAUCGUCUGCAUCCCCAGCGCCUACCUCAUUCUCAUCAUCUACUCCAUGGUCAACAUGAACAACGUGUCCUGGGGAACCAGAGAGACAAAUCCUACUGCUGGGGCUGAGAGACCUGCAGCCAAGGCUCAGCUGACAACAGCAGAGAAAGCUAAAAACACCCUGCAAAAGUUUGUUUCAUGCAUGAGAUGUAAAACCUGCAACCAGAGGGAAGAUACCACCAUGAUCCUAGAGCCUGGCCAACAUGAACUUGAGCCCCAAAACACUAUUGUAGAGGACGUACGAGUUCCAGAUGAAGAGGAGACGCCAAUGGAAAUAAUUUAUGACGUCUCUAACCAAAGUUGGGUUGCAGACUUACAACAAUUGUCUAUAAUAAAUGACAUGCGGUUGGAGGAGGACUUCCUUGAGCAGGAGGAGCAGGAUUUCUUCUUUGAGCUUCAGGAUAAAUACCUGAAACCUCUGGACGAUGACAAAAAUAGGAAGAAACAGAUAGCCAGUGACCUGAAAGACCUGAGGAACAAGGUCACCUUCGCCUUCUUCAUGUUUAAUGCUCUGUGGCUGGUGGCGACUUUAACCCUCCAGAUUAACAGUGACACCUUCGCCAUCAAGAUCCCAAAGAUAACGCUCCCCUACAAUAACACACACACAUACGUUAAAGUCGAACCCAUUGGUUUCAUGUUCAUUCUGGGAUUUGCUUUUACUGUUGUGGUCCAGUUUUUCACCAUGAUAUGGCACAGAGUCUACACACUCAUCCACUUCGUAGCCUUUUUGGACACUGAACCUAUAAAGAAAAGAACAGAAGACCAAGACUUGUAUCAACCAGGCAGAAGGGAUGAUACCGUCUCCGUCACAGAGACUGACAUCACUGAGGAAACCUACUCUGACUAUUCUGACAGUGAUGACGAUACCUAUGAACGAGUGCACCCACCGAGUUCCAUUGAAGCAACAGACAUGUGAACAGAUGUUUUUAGCUGUUAGUAUGGUUAUUUUUCUCACAUUCACAUUAAGUCAAGUGCAAUUUAUUCCUAAAAAUGUCCUUAAAAGCUGCUGCCACGAAGGACUCAGCAUCAAACAGUUUGAGUUAAUGUUGAACUGUAUGAAGCAACUCAGGCACAGAGAGCAGAAAAACUCAGGUCAGUACUGAUUUUUUAGGAAGAAGCUUGUAUGUUUAUGUUUUCUGUGACUUUAUAGUACACUGUGAAUAUGAAAGGAUGAAGUUUUAGGAAGUGUCUUGAUAGCCAGGACACUGUCACAGACAAACUGAUGAAGAUAUUGGAUUGACUGUAGUUUAUGGUAAAUCAGGGAAAUCUAGUUAGUUGAUCAUUACUUGAAUCUGAAAAAACAGGGACAUAAAACAGGGAUUCUUUAAUAAAAAGCCAAUAAUUGGUCUCACUGAUAAAAAGCACAAAUUAUCGCUAAAGGCACUUUAGUUCAACUUAUUAAAAACAUAUUGGAUUGCAAAUCCCAAGCACUUUAACAUUUUAAGCUUUUAGAUUGAAUGGUUUAUUUUGUACAACUAUAGAUAAUAGGUUAUUUCCAUUAACAAUACACAACAAAACUAAAAAUGGCAAAAAAAAAUUGUGUAGUGCCUUAUUAGUUUUAGAGCUUUCCGUCUGUAAUGAAAUCAUUACAUAUUUUAUGAACACCCCUCCAAACUCCUGUGGAUGUUAUUCAGUGAUGGGUGAAGACAGAAAACACAGUUUUCAUCUGUUGUGUUAGUGAAUAUUUAUUUUAGAGAGUGAAAAAUGUCUGACAAUAUAUAUGCAUACAUUUAAAUUAUUGAACAAAUAUAUUAUAAGUUUAGCUGCUGUUGUGUACUAUGUAGUGACUUCUCAAUAAAGCAUGA